AACUAAGAAAGAGAGAGAGAGAGAAAAAGUAAAAACUAUUUUCAAGAAAGAAAGAGAGAAAAGCAUUAUAAAGUUGAUUUUUUUCCUCUUAAAUUUUUUUGAUGACAAUAAAAAGUUUGUAUCAUAGUAGUCAGCUUGUGCUACAAAACUUUCUCUCUCUAGAAAGUUUCAGUUUUUAGUUUUGUGUUGGCUAAGGAUUUUAUAGAGGAAAAAAAGGAAAAAAAGAAAAGACACAGAGAGAGAAAAAAACAGGGGAGAUAACAGAAAAUGUCGGAACCAAAAGAUCCGGCGAUCAAAUUGUUUGGGAAAAUGAUCCCUUUGCCUGAGAAAUCUCCUAAAGUAGCAACAGCGGACUUUUGUGCUACUUGUGGUGAUGAUAACACCAACAAUGAUAAUACUGAUCAUUCUUGUUCUACAAAUUCUUCACCAGAGGAAAACAAAGGGGAAGAGAGAGAAGCUGAAAAGGACACUGUGGGAGCCAAAACAACGGAUGUUGAACAUGAAGUUGCAGAUAGAAAGGAGGAGGAGGGAUCUAAACAGGAUGAUGGUGCUCCUCCAGUUACUUCUGGAGAGUCCACAAAUUUGGAGGCAAACUCUGGAGCAAGUGACAACUCUAAAACGCCUUCUGCCGAGAAGGAGAGCACUGCUUUAAAAACUUCAAAAACAGAAGAGGAUCAAAGCGAGACCAGUAAUCCGCAAGAAAAAACCUUGAAGAAACCUACUAAAAUUCUUCCAUGCCCCCGCUGCAACAGCAUGGAUACCAAGUUUUGUUACUACAACAAUUACAAUGUCAAUCAACCUCGACACUUUUGCAAGAACUGCCAGAGAUACUGGACAGCUGGUGGGACCAUGAGAAAUGUUCCUGUGGGUGCUGGACGUCGCAAGAACAAGAAUUCAGCUUCUCACUACCGUCAAGUAACUGUCUCUGAAGCUCUGCAGAAUGCUCGUAUUGACAUUCCUAAUGGAGUCCACCAUCCGGCACUAAAAGCUAAUGGUACUGUUCUGACCUUUGGCUCAGACGCACCCCUCUGUGAAUCAAUGGCUUCUGUUUUGAACCUUGCAGAUAAAACAAUGCAUAAUACGACACGGAAUGGGUUUCAUAGGCCUGAAGAGGUAAAAAUUCCUGUCUCUUAUAAGGAUGGAGAAAAUGGGGUUGAGUGUUCAAAUGGAUCAUCUGUCCCGACUUCAAAGGAUGAGGCAGGUAAAUCUGGGUUGCAAGAUCAGAUGAUGCAGAAUUGUCAGGGUUUUCCACCUCAGAUGCAAUGCUAUCCCGGGGCUUUUUGGCCUUACCCGUGGAAUUCAGCUCAAUGGAGCUCUCCUGUACCUCCACCUCCACCUGCUUUCUGCCCUCCAGGUUGCUAUCCGAUGCCAUUCUAUCCUGCAGCUGCUUACUGGGGCUGUACUGUACCUGGCACUUGGAACGGCCCUUGGCAUCCUCAGCCUUCCCCUUCAAAGCAAUCAGCCUCAAGUUCCGGUCCUGAUUCCCCCACCUUAGGAAAACAUUCAAGAGAUGAGAACACGAGCAAACCAAGCAACUCUGGAGAAGAGGAGCAAGUGAAGGAAAAUAAUGCAGAGAGAAGCCUUUGGAUUCCAAAAACAUUGAGGAUCGAUGAUCCGGGAGAAGCAGCAAAGAGUUCUAUAUGGGCAACACUCGGCAUUAAGAAUGAUAAAUCCGAUUCAAUAGGUGGUGGAGGACUGUUCAAAGCAUUUCAAUCAAAGGGUGAUGAAAGGACUGAGGUUCCUGAAACCUCUCCAGUCUUGCAGGCAAAUCCAGCAGCAUUGUCAAGAUCAAUAAACUUCCGUGAGAGCUCAUAAUCGUGUAACUUUAUGACAUUUACUUGCUUAUGGUGCUGCAUACAGCUUGGUGGUGUUAAUUAUUAUACAAAUCCAAACCUACUCUGUUAGCCGCUUGGUCAUAUUCACUCACCAUCCCCUCUAUAUAACCAAUUCUCAAAGUAUGCUAACUGAGGAGAACAGAAGAAGAGUCCUAUCAUAUGGUUUGAAGGCAGAGUGUCUAGCUAGCUUAAGUAGAAACUGAUUUUUCUUCCUUUUGUUUUUUGGGGGUUUAAUUUUGUUUUUGGGAUUCCUUUUUCUUUCCAUUGAUGGUAUGAGCAGGGUUUGCGAGUUCUGUACAUAAAUAUAUAUAUAUAUAUAUAUGAAAUGGUGAGAGGUAGGACCAAGUAAGUUUCUGUACCAUAAAUCCCACUUGUAGUUAAAUAAAUUUGGGAACUCAAGUUAAUCUUCUUAUUCUCUUAA
Gossypium raimondii (Peruvian cotton) is the source of this 2256-nucleotide messenger RNA. RefSeq names its product cyclic dof factor 1. Gene Ontology annotation, biological process: regulation of DNA-templated transcription. Lineage: Eukaryota; Viridiplantae; Streptophyta; Magnoliopsida; Malvales; Malvaceae. The transcript is spliced from 2 exons. Gene Ontology annotation, molecular function: DNA binding; DNA-binding transcription factor activity. The record is from RefSeq and is a predicted model, not a curated record. Bases 268 to 1815 code for a protein of 515 amino acids.